AUGGGGAAAAAAAUGAAAGGCAAUCAGAGGGGAAAUGAGGUUUUGAUAAAAAAGGUUGCGGGGGGAGAAAAGGGGUCAAAUGUGAGAAAAGCUCGUAAAUCCAUUCUUUAUGGUCACGGUUACAUUGAGUUAAAUUGUCGCAAAGAUAAAGUAACAUGUGGAUUACACAAAUACGAAUGGGCUGGAAAUCAAGAAUCUGGAGAUUGUUCACUUUUAAUUAAACACGUGACUAUCGAUUUCGAUGAUGGAGAAUGGGAAUGUCAAGUAACAGCUUCCGAAUUUACCGCACAAGAUGCUUUAACGUCUUUACCCGUACGUCUUGUUGUUCGAGUUGCUCCUCAGUGGCCACGUAUCGAAGUUAACAGUACAACAAUAUCUCCUGGAAACAAUAUAAGUUCAGACAUUGGAAAAACAAUCACGGUUAAAUGUUUGAGUCGUUAUGGAAAUCCUCCAGCGAGACUUAAAUGGUUUUUAGGGGAUAAGGAACUUUUGGUCGGAAGUAAACAAACAAACGUACCGGAAGUUGAUAAUAAUCGCACGUGGGUUGCAACAUCCUUAUUAGACAUUGUCUACACGAAAGAUUUAUAUGGUCGUACUCUGAGAUGCGUCGCAUUACAUAAAUCAUAUCCGAAAGAAUCUCAGGAAGUUCAAGUUCGAUUGGAUGUUAAAUACGCUCCCGAAGUUCGAAUAGAAGGAAUACCGACGACGGAUUUAGAAGAAGGUAGAGAUACCGUAGUAUUAAGAUGCAUCGUGGAUUCAAAUCCACCGUCUGUCGUACGUUGGAAAAUCGGUGAACAAAGAAUCGUGAGCACUAUUGACACGUUACAAUUUCGUCCAGUUAAAAGAAGGGAUUCGGGAUCAUAUUAUUGCGAAGCUGAAAACACAGUCGGUACGAGUAAUCCAUUAUCAGUCGUCAUAGAUGUUAAAUAUCCACCCAGAAUUCGUAAAGUGGGUCCAACGAGAUUAAUAACAGCGCCGCUUUAUUCGGAAGCAACGUUUAGUUGCGAAGCCGAAGGUAAUCCUCCACCAGGUUAUCAGUGGUUGCAGAAAGUUCCGUCGGCUGGUGACACGCUUUUCACGAGGGGUUCCGAAGCCAAAUUAAAAAUAUUUAACAUAACCUACGACUAUCAGGGUGAAUACAUUUGUAGGGUAUCGAAUAACAUCGGAGGAACGGAAAGAAACGUCGACAGCGAACCAAUAACGAUACAAGUUGUCGGAGCACCUCAAGUUUUAAGACAUGCCGGUACUAGAGAAGUACUUGCCGUGAGGGGGGAAGAAGCACUUUUGAAAUUAAUCGUGUGUGCGGAUCCCCGACCUAGGAGAGCAAUUUGGGAAUGGGGAUCGGAAUUUGUGGAAGCUGGAAAACCCAAUGGAAGGUAUCAAGCCGAAUUAAUAGACGAUGAGAGGGAAGACUGCUACGAAGCUCGACUUAGAGUUCAAGAUGUCGAACCAUCCGAUUCUAGAAGUUACUAUUUAGCAGUAGAAAAUGAUAAAGGAACGGAUAGGCAUUCUGUUCAUCUUAUCGUCAGGGAACCUGUACCUAUGACGACGUUAAUAAGUAUCGCCGCAGGAUGCCUCCUUAUAUUUAUAUUUUGCGUUUUCAUCGCAAUUUAUGUCGUCAGAAGAGAAAAAUGUUGUUUUGCCAUGGAAAAAAAAAAUUAA
Molecule: messenger RNA, 1662 nt
Organism: Pediculus humanus corporis (human body louse)
Lineage: Eukaryota; Metazoa; Arthropoda; Insecta; Psocodea; Pediculidae
Product: Neurotrimin precursor, putative
Exons: 10
Coding region: 1-1662 (553 amino acids)
Biological process (GO): cell-cell adhesion
Cellular component (GO): cell-cell junction
Molecular function (GO): cell adhesion molecule binding
Source: RefSeq, a predicted model, not a curated record